AAAUUUUGUACACUAAUUGUGAGUUUAAAAAAAAAAGAAAUUUAUUUAAAGAUGGCUGGAGUCCAUCCAAAUAUUAAAAGAUUGAAAUACAGAACACGUCUUGGAUCAUUACAAGAAAAUCCACAAAUCAUUCGAAAAGAACCAUUAUGUCGUAAAAGAAUAUUCUCUGAUACAGACACAACGAAAACAAUUAAAAAUGAAAGUAUAUGUGACGAACAAAAAUUAAAGAAUCGUCGACCAUUACAAGAUAUUCAAAAUAAAAAUUUGGGCGCAAUACCAAAAAUCAUCAAUAAAUUUACAAAGGAAACAAAGCAUAAAAGUAAAUUUGAGAAACAAAUAUUGAGAAAUGUUUCUUCAAAGAUUCAAACACCAAAGAAACCAAAACCGAAAAAAAUUCAUAAACUUAAAGUGGAAGCCGAAUCAUUUAAAAUACCAAAAUUUGUAACAACAGCACGUGGUGAAAAUAAUCAUUCUUUUUUACCGGAUUUAAUAUCCGAUAGUUUUGUCACAAAUAUUUUUCCAUCUCAAGAAUUUGAAGAAGUCCAAAUAUUACAUGAUAGUGGUUCUACAAACAAAGAGAAUGAGAUCAAAAUAUCGGAUUGUAAAAAUAAGAAAAAUUUGAAACGUUCUCGAAGUAUUGUGGACGAUGAUAAUGUAUUUAACAAUGAAGAAAAUGUGGUUAACGAGCAGAUUGUUAAACGAACACGUGGUAAAACUUCAAAUGAAAUCAGUUAUCAUCCUUCAAACAUUUUCAGUAAAACUUAUCUAGAGGAGACAAUUACAUAUUAUUUAUAUUUAGAAAAACCCGGAAAAAUAUUCCAGGAGCGUCCUGUUAUAUUUAAUCGUACACUUAAUUGGUUGAUUCAAAUAAAUGACGAUUUAAACGCACCUCCUGAUGUUUUAUUCACCGCAGUUUUAUUAUUUAAUGAAGUAUUGAAUAAAAUGGAGAUAUCUUGGUGUUCGAUGCAAUUAGCUGGUCUAGCAUGUUAUCGAAUAGUUCAUAAACAUUUUGAUGCAUCUAAUGUGCAAUGGUCAAUUGUUUUAUCAUAUCUAGACGCAACAAUAUCAGAUUUAAACAAAAUGGAACAAAAUAUUUUAGCAAAAACAAAAUUUAAAACCGAUAUUGCAGAGCCAUCCAUUUUUGUAUAUUAUUAUUCAUCAUUAUUACAAGAAUAUAUGAAUUGUAUUGAUAAGAAAUUAGAAAAGUGUGUUUUCUACAUCAUUGAAAGUUUAAUGUUCUCCCCGGCAUUCUUCACACAAUUACCGUCAAAAAUUGCUGCUGCAGCGAUGGAUUUAUCAUUUCAGAUGCUGAAACCGGAUUUAAUUUGUUGGCAAUUAUUGGUUGCAAGACCGGGAUAUUAUGGUUAUACAGAAUUAAAAGGUUUAAAAAUGGAAAUGUUAAAUAUGCUACUCAAAUUGGAAGACAUAAGUUUUCCAUAUCGUUCAUCCUUUAACAAAUAUUAUCGACCUUCCAAUUCAGAAAUAAGCAUGGAAAUUAGAAAUAAUAAUUACGUAAAAAAUUUGAUUUCUUAUUUUUAGUUGAUAAUAAUAAGAGAUGUUUCAUUUUAAAAGAUAAUUCAGUGACUUUUAGAUCACUCUAUACAUAUUUUUUUUAGC
Molecule: messenger RNA, 1617 nt
Organism: Chrysoperla carnea
Lineage: Eukaryota; Metazoa; Arthropoda; Insecta; Neuroptera; Chrysopidae
Product: G2/mitotic-specific cyclin-B-like
Exons: 7
Coding region: 52-1539 (495 amino acids)
Biological process (GO): mitotic cell cycle phase transition
Molecular function (GO): cyclin-dependent protein serine/threonine kinase regulator activity
Source: RefSeq, a predicted model, not a curated record